Messenger RNA from Monopterus albus (swamp eel), 3866 nucleotides. RefSeq names its product extended synaptotagmin-like protein 3 (gene esyt3). The annotation marks the transcript as partial. Gene Ontology annotation, biological process: lipid transport. Gene Ontology annotation, cellular component: endoplasmic reticulum membrane. The record is from RefSeq and is a predicted model, not a curated record. Lineage: Eukaryota; Metazoa; Chordata; Actinopteri; Synbranchiformes; Synbranchidae. Gene Ontology annotation, molecular function: phosphatidylcholine binding; calcium ion binding; phosphatidylethanolamine binding. The transcript has 23 exons.
CUACUGGCCCUGAUGAUAGUCACUUGGUGGAAGAAGAACAGCAAACAUAAAGACGCUCAGACCGGAGCCGCUAUAGAAUUUGUGGACAAUGAAACGACUGCGAUCAACAAGGAGCUGCAAAGUGCUCUACAGAUGGUAACAUGGGUCAAUUUCUCUGAUGUUGAGAAAGCAGACUGGAUUAACAAGGUGGUGGAGCAGGCCUGGCCUUUCUUUGGGAUGUACAUGGAGAAGCUCCUUAAAGAAAACAUCCAGCCGGUCAUCAGGCUCUCAAAUGCCGCACUCAAAAUGUUCACGUUCACCAAGAUCCACUUUGGUAACAGACCUUUCAGGAUCACUGGAAUAAAAGCAUACACACAUGAAGUGGAUCAGAGGGAGGUUGUUCUGGACAUGUAUAUAAGUUACGAAGGUGACGUGGACAUCAACGCUGUGGUGAAGCCACCGAUCACAGCUGGUGUCAAACAAAUCAAACUCAAGGGGAUGCUGAGGGUUAUUUUAGAUCCUCUCAUUGGUCAAGCACCACUGGUGGGAGGUGUCACCUUUUUUUUCAUACGUUGUCCGACCUUAGAAAUCACCUGGACUGGCGCUACCAGCAUUUUGGACAGUCCUGCCUUUGGGUCCUUUUCUGAGGAGACCAUCUUGGGCAUCAUUGCUUCGCUCAUGGUUUUGCCCAACCGCAUGUGUUUUCCCCUCAUAGAUCAGGUCAAAAUGGACCAUAUGAGGUUCCCGCUGCCUUGUGGCGUGGUGAGGGUCCAUGUGCUAGAGGCCAGAGACCUGGUGGCUAAGGAUACAUAUAUGAUGGGUUUAGUGAAAGGCAAAUCAGACCCCUAUGCAAAACUCAGAGUUGGAGACCGCCUUUUCAAGACCAAGACCAUCAAACAGAAUUUGAACCCAGUAUGGAAUGAAGUGUAUGAGUUUGUCGUCCAUCAGGCCCCGGGACAAGAACUCGAACUGGAGCUGUAUGAUGAGGACACAGACAAAGAUGAUUUCCUUGGAAAGUAUAACCUUGAUUUUGGAGAAGUGAGGAGGGAGAAAGAGAUAGAUCAGUGGUUUACUCUGGAGGGGAUCGCGAAUGGAGAAGUUCAUCUCAAGCUCCAGUGGCUUUCCCUUCAAACGGACUCCAGCCUGCUAAAGGAGUCUGCAGAUGGCCUCGCUUGUGCAAUGCUCGCAGUGUAUCUGGACAAUGCCUCAAACCUGCCAAAACACCGUGAGAUUACCGAACGUCAGAAACAGGAGAAACACGGGAAGCACGCAAAGGAACCCCAGCUCACAAAGAGGACUCCCCUUCCCAACUCCAUUGUGGAGUUUUCCAUUGAUGAGAAUGUUCAGAAAAGCAAGGUCGUGUAUGCAUCUAAAGAUCCGGUGUGGGAGCAGGGCUUCAAUUUCUUUGUGCGUAAUGUCAAAACUCAGCAGCUCAUUGUUCAGGUCAAAGAGAGUGAGAAGAAGACUCUGCUGGGCAGUCUGAACCUGCCCCUGACUCGUUUCCUCAACACCUCCAACAUGACACUGGACCAGCGCUUCCAGUUGGAGCGCUCCGGCGCAAACAGCCAGAUCAAACUGAAGGCCAUUCUCAGGAUUCUCACUGUGGACAAGCCUAAGCCCAAGGAUGUCUCCAGUCCUCCACAAGUCAAACAACAACAAAAAGGCCAGGCCAACCAAGCAACUAAUGGCUCUGUGCCCACGGCCUCCGUUGCUACUUCUUCUUCUCCAGCACUUUCCUCCACCAAUAACGUCAUUACCCAGGCCGCAGCUCCAGCUCAAUCUCUAGCUCCAGUACGAGCAGCGGAUUCCCAGAAUGGCUCUAAUGACGGCUUUUCAUCUCACAGCCGUGGUCAGACUUCUGAAAGCGGGCGGUCGCCUCCUUCCGCAUCAAGCAUCCGUCGGUAUGACUCCAAAAGCCUGCUGUCUGACAACUCCAUUGCUUCUUCACGUUUUGACAUUUCAGACGGAGCCUCGUAUCCAGAGGCCAUCAGGAAACAUAAGGGUUCUUUUGGAGAGAUCCACCUGACUGUGCGCUAUGCCACCCUGAGAAACAAACUCAUCAUCCUGGUUAAUGCAUGCAGGAACUUAUUCCCCUGCAGUCAGAAUGGCACGGACUCUUAUGUCCGCCUGUAUUUGCUCCCUGAUCAAACCUGGAGACACCGCAAGAGAACACAUGUCAAGAGGAAGACAGUCGAUCCUGAAUACAAUGACAAGUUUGAUUUUGAUGUGACACUUGAGGAAGCACAAACUAGGAAGUUGGAUGUGGCUGUGAAAAACAACAAAAUGUUCCACACACGUGAGAGAAAGGACAUUGGCAUGGUGCUGCUGGAUCUUUCACAGCUGGAUUUAGUCAAAGGCGUCACAGACUGGUAUGAACUCACACUGCCUGGGCUGAAGACAAUGACCUAGCAGGUGAAACUGUAACACUUCUGUGUGCAGCUUGAGGAGCAGCUGCUCAGCCUCCUGAAAAUUGCUUGGAGAAUUGCACAUUUCUUUGUCUUUUUUAUUACUGCAGAUCGGAUUUGGGAUUUCCAAAGGAAACACUAAAAUCACCUUAGACACUACACAUGCUUGGUAUUGUAUGUUUAAGUGUGUAUGUUCACAGGCUCAUACUGUACAGUAAUAUUCCAAACUGGUACUUGGAGCUAACUGUUUAAAUGCUACUUGUCUCACUUACAGAUGUCUCACAUAAUUUCACAAAAUAUUCAGAAUAAACUAAAAUGUCCUAAGUGAUUUUGAACAAAGCAAACAGCUGCAAAUACAACUUUUAUACAUGCUUCAAUAUCCCAAAUAAUGUUAGCAUAAGUUAUUGUAUCAACUUAUUAUGAUUGACAGCAGAAACUGAUUAUAUAAUAAGUAUUUUUAUCAAUUGAAAGAAAAAACAGUUAGGACAUUUUUGGAUUUUACUUUGUCAUGAAACAAGGUAUUGUCUUUAUUCUGGAUAUUUUUUGAGGUUUGGUUUCUAAGUUGUUAUAAGCCACAGUUAUUGUUUGUAUAUUUAUGUAAAUAGUUGUAUUGACAGUUUUUAUGUAAUAUAUUAAGGGAAAUAAAGUAAAAAAUCAAGUGUGUGUUGCAGUAAUCCAGGAGGAUCAUUAAAUGGUGAGGGUUGUAUGCUUUAAUCCACACUAGUAUUUACAGCUGGAAGAUGUGGUGUCAAGGCGGCUGAAGCAGAGGGUUUAGGAGAUUGCAGUACUUUGUUCAGGGAUGCCAUGCCACUGAGAAGAUGACCUCCUCUCAGAUUUACCACCUGGUCUUUAAGUGGUUUUCAGUUGCAAUAUUUCAAAUAGGUAACGAGUGGUAAUUGUACGUUACCAAGAAAAAUGUUUGACAUUUUUACAAACAAGUUUUUGUGUCAUUGUCAAACACUUUUGAUAUGAUUUUCAUAUAACUAAUACAAAUAAAAUAGCUUCAUGCAUUUAUGUAGAAAUUAACAUAAAACUGAAAUUCAUAUACAUGCGCUGUAAUGUGUAGUGCUUCAUAUUAAUUUAUUAGGACAUGGGAAAAUAAUCAUCUUGCAUUACUUGGAGCCAUCAUUUGAGUAAUCUGGAUUUAAGGGAGCCAUAUAUUUAAAAAAACAACAGGUAGUUGUAAUGCAUUAUGUGAAGAAUUUGGUUUUGAUUGUAGACUACAGUAUCCAGUCAAUGUACUGUAUAUACAGUUGUAUGUGAUCGAGACUGAAGGCUGGCAAGAGACUGUUAGUCAUUAAUGGUGAGCUGCUUAUUUGUAUCCUUCAGUAGCUGGAAAAUUUAUGACAGUUUUCCAGUUCUGGCAUUUUUGAAUUAACACUCAAAAAUAUUAGGAAAAAAUAAUCAUUUAAUGACAAGUAAAUAAGCAUUAAAUUGUUUGAAUAAGUGUGAAUGUGUGUACUUGAUUCUCUUAUCACAUAC